AUGUCCGACCCAACUCUCUACCUGUACACGUCGUUGACCGCGGGGUCAUCGCACAUUGUCACCGCCACUGCUCGUAUCGAGACAAUUCUGAAAGCAAACAAGCUCCCCUUUCGUGCUAUUGAUGUUGCCACCGACGAUGCGGCUCGGAAACUCUGGGGCCGCCGCUCCAAGGGCAAGAAGCUCCCAGGCUUGGUGAAACACGGCGACAUUGUGGGAGACCUAGAACAGAUCGAAGAAUGGAACGAGUUCGGCGAGCUCCGGCUGGUAGUGCUUAGCGUUCAGGACCUGGGUGGAAUGCCAGCAACCAGCUACCCAACCCCCGCGACCGAGAAUAAGACCGAGCCCGUCCCCGCAACCCCCAAGCCCUCUACAAUUAAGAUACAAAGCCCGCCGGCCAAGACUGAAGAGAAGAAAGACGAGAAGGCGGUGCUUGCAUUGCGCCAGGCCAGCUCGGAAGCCGCAUCCAAGGCCGCCUCUAAAUCCGACGAGAAGAAGGAGGAACCUACUGAGAAGCCCGCGCCUCGUGGGCACCGCGGCUCCGUCGCCGCCGAGCUCCCAGACACUGCACCAGAUUCACCCAAGGCUGGCAAACGUCCUGUUCUCGUUCCUGAAAUGGCGGCCGUGUCGUCAGCCAACUUCCACGCGGCGAAUGCCGAGGAACUUGGACUGGUCGGGCACCAUCGCGGCUCUAUCAUCUCGACAACGGAUAAGGAUGAGCAGGAUAAGGUUGUGCGCGAGAUCCGGGCCUCUAUCACUGCCGAUGAGCCGACCGCCAACCUAGACGCUAUUCGCAAGCAGGCUGCUGAGCAAACAGGAUCCGAAACAAUUGAAGAGGUUGCGACACCGCUCUUUGAAGAUGUGAACGAUACCAAAAUGGCAGCCGCGGCUGAGCAAGUCAAGACCGAGGAACCCACGACUGAGGCCAAGGAGAAUGCGGAGGAUGAAUCCAAGGAGUGUAAGCCCGAAGAGACUAAGGAAUCUAAGCUUGAAGAGGCCAAGGAAUCUAAGCCUGAAGAGACCAAUGAGUCUCAGCCUGAAGAGGCCAAGGAAAAGGAAGAUGCAAGUGCUAAGGCCGAGUCUAAGGACUAA
This is a messenger RNA of Penicillium nucicola, 1089 nucleotides long. RefSeq lists its product as uncharacterized. Gene Ontology annotation, cellular component: cytoplasm. NCBI's taxonomy places the organism in Eukaryota, Fungi, Ascomycota, Eurotiomycetes, Eurotiales, Aspergillaceae. The transcript has 2 exons. The record is from RefSeq and is a predicted model, not a curated record. The coding region runs from base 1 to 1089 and encodes 362 amino acids.